Molecule: messenger RNA, 4419 nt
Organism: Fusarium vanettenii 77-13-4
Lineage: Eukaryota; Fungi; Ascomycota; Sordariomycetes; Hypocreales; Nectriaceae
Exons: 7
Coding region: 1-4419 (1472 amino acids)
Biological process (GO): transmembrane transport
Cellular component (GO): membrane; fungal-type vacuole
Molecular function (GO): ATP binding; ABC-type peptide transporter activity; ATP hydrolysis activity
Source: RefSeq, a predicted model, not a curated record
AUGGAUGUCCUGAUCCACCGGUUCGGCGGAUUUGAAUUCUCUCCUUACCAAAGGAAUCAAUCAUCUCUGCCUCCACAGCCUGACUACCUGACAAGUCUGGAGCUCCUCAAGCUCAGUUUCUCUGCUCAACGUUUAAAAGCGGCCAAGAUUCGGUGGCCGUAUGAACUUGCAUCUCAAGCUGCAAGGCUCGCCGCCACAGUCCUCAUUACGGUUGCCUUCAUACAUGGCCGGAUACACUGGUCAAAUAUUCUAGUGGUUGCAUAUGCUUUCAUCCUUGGCCUGCUGCGCCUUUUCAACCACCUACAAUGGCGACACGUGGCUCUGCACCAAGUCAACCUGGUGCUCACUGCCAUGUUGUUCAUCCUUAUCGUCGGUUACACUUUGCCUUGUAUCCAGACUGGUACACAAUGCCUCCGCGAUGCUAGUGUUUCCGGGGCUAUCGCGGCCCUCACUGUGGCAUUUGCCGUGGCCAUUACCACACCGCGAGAAUGGACACCUUUGCCGGUUGACCUCAACAUCCCCGGCUACAACCAGGAUGAGCCUGCCCCUGAAGAGGCCUGCAGUUGGUUCACCUACUACUGUUCCUACGACUGGCUAACACCCAUCAUUUGGAAGGGUACCAAGCGCAAACUUGAUAUGGCUGACAUCCCCAAGCUUGCUUGGUAUGACGAGCCCAUGUACCUCCUGCGCCGUGUCCAGGAGGCCAGGGCCAUCUCGAAAAAGACAUUGCGCACGGUAAUCCGCUUCCAGAAGAGCGAGCUGGUCCUCAUGUCUGCUUGGGUCGGGUCUGCAUACACGGUAGAGACUGUGGCCGCCUACGCCAUGUUCAAACUCCUCGAGUACCUUGCUAACCCAAACGGUGCCAUCUACAAGCCCUGGCUCUGGCUACUUCUCAUGUUCCUCGGCCCCCUGGCUCGCUCUGUUUGCUUCCAGCAGUACAUCUUCACGUCCACCAGACUCGUGGUUCGCAUUAAAUCUGCCUUUACUCAGGAGUUGUACUACACUGCGCUCGAGUCGAUGGAGAUGGAGGAAGACCCCUUUGAGCUGCAGUCAGGAGGCGCGAAGCCAGGCCACCACAAGAGCCAGGGCCAGAAGAGCGCCAAGAGCACCUCGGCAGGACGACUGGCAAACUUGAUGGCUUCUGACAUCGAUGCCAUCUACAGGUCACGGGAUAUCAUUCAAGCUACUGUCGGCGUCCCUGCCGGUACCAUAAUUUCUCUUGUUGGCAUGUAUAGGAUGCUCGGCUGGGCCUCCCUCGUCGGGACAGUUAUUCUAUUCCUGGCGACUCCCCUCUCCGUCUGGCUGGGACGAAAGAUGUUCUUCUCGCAGCGCCGGGUUAGGAAGGCCCAAGAUUCACGCAUGUCCCUCGUGACAGAGUAUCUUGCUUCUCUCCGUGCCAUCAAGUAUUUUGCGUGGGAGAAUCCCAUCACGGAUAAGAUCAUCGAAGCUCGGACUGCAGAGCAGAAAGAGCUCUGGAGGACUUCUAUGCUCCAAGCUUUGCUGAACCAAGUCAUGCAGAUCUUUCCCUACCUGUCCCUGCUCGUCAUGUUUGGGCUCCACGUUGGCAUCGAGAAGCGUCGUCUCGAUGCUGCCACUGCCUUCACAACCAUCUUUCUUGUCAAGAACGUUCGCAGAAACAUCAUGCAGGCUAGUGCCUUUGGCAGAAACUUUGCGAGCGCCCUUGUGUCGGUGAAGCGGCUGGACAAGUACUUUGAGAGCACAGUUCCCAUUGUUCACUAUCCGGUAGGUCCGCUGCGGAUGCAGGGAGCAUCAUUCCGGAAGACCAAGAAGGCUACGUUCACUUUGAACGACAUCACGCUCGAUUUCGCCCAAGGAGGCCUAAACGUUGUCGGCGGUCCAAGUGGAAGUGGAAAGACGACACUCUUGUUGUCUAUUCUGGGUGAGACGUAUCUUGAGAGCGGCUCCUUGACAAGACCCGAAGACGUUGCUUUUGCAUCCCAGUCUGCUUGGCUGCAGAAUGAUACUAUCCAGGCAAAUGUCCUCUUUGGCAGUCCCAUGGAGGAAGCAAGGUACAAGCGUGUCAUUGAAGCAUGCUGCCUCUGGGAAGACUUUAAGGAACUACCCGCCAGGGACAUGACGACGGUAGGUGAGAAUGGCACUUCUCUCUCAGGAGGUCAGAAGGCUCGAGUUGCCCUCGCAAGAGCACUGUACUCCAAGGCGCCCCUCUUGCUACUUGACGACAUCUUUGCCGCUCUGGAUGCCAAGACAGCUGCAGGUGUCUGGAAGUAUUGCUUUUGUAGUGACCUUUUGAGUGGGAGGACGACAGUGCUAGUGACUAACCUGCCUUGGAUCUCUGAGCAAGCCGACUUUUCUGUGUCGAUGGAAAAGGGGCAGAUCAGCUCGGCUGAAUCCCAGAUUGGUGUCGUUCGCAAGCCUAUCGCCAUUGCUCAGGUCUUGGGAGGAGACCCUGAGGACAACGAAGCUCCUGACGAGACCGAACCGGCGAUCCAGUCUAAUGGUGACUCUCUGAACGAUGCGAACAAGGUCUCGGAGCAUAAGACGAUGAAGGAUCUUGUGAGCCAGGAAAUGAAGGCAUCUGGAAAAGUUGGCCGCAACACUUUUUUGCAGUACAUGAGCUACUUUGGACAUCCGCUGUUUGUCAUUGCGUGUCUUGGUCUUCUUUUGGGUACCAACAUCUUCACCUUUGCCAGCACUCUGUGGCUUUCCGUCUGGGUCGAGGCAUACGACCACCAAGCGCACAUCGACAUAGCUUACUACAUGGGCAUUUUUGCUGCCCUCACCUUUCUAGAGAUUGGCACUUAUUGUCUGGCUAUCAUUAUGUUUGAGUGGGGGGCCUGGCGUGCGGCCAGACGCCUACACAACGACUUCAUCCGCGCCAUCAUGCGAGUCUCUCUGUCGUGGUUCAAGCACAUUCCUAUCGGCCGUAUCACCAAUCGCUUCUCAAGCGACAUGGCCUCGAUCGAUGGGACUAUCUGUACCAUGCUGAGACUCAUGCUUGAUACGAUCCUUCUGAUGCUAUUCCGCAUCGGUGCUGUGAGCAGCAUCAUGCCUAUCUUUAUGGUUCCGGCACUGUUUACUUGUCUGUUUGGUGUUCUCAUCGGAGAGAUGUACACCCGCACUGCCGUUGUCAUCAAGCGUCUCACCUCUUCAGCACAGUCACCAGUGUUUUCACAGUUUGCCGAUACCCUCGCCGGUCUACCUGUUAUCCGUGCUAGAGCGGGCAUGUCGUCGACAUUCCGAGAGGAGCUGGCUGCAAAGUUGCGAGCCUGGUCUGCGUCUUCUGUGGCCAGCUUCAAUGCUAACCGUUGGGUUGCCGUGCGUGUAGACUUUGUGACGGCACUUGUGAGCCUGUCGGCUGGUAUCAUUGCAGUAACUCAAGCUGGAGUUGUGGCUGCGGGCCUGGUUGGUUUCUCACUCACCAACGCCAACGGACUUAGCCAGACUAUCCUGUUGCUAGUCCGUGCCAUGAAUGAUCUUGAGGUCGAGAUGCAGAGUUUCCACCGAGUCAAGGAGUAUGUCAAGCUGGAGCCCGAAGAGAAGGAAGACGAGACAUAUCCUGAUGAGGGCGAGUACACAGAUGACCCGACUCAUGUGAUACCUGAAGACUGGCCUCGAUCUGGCGAAAUCGAGUUUAGGAACGUGACCAUUCGGUACGAUCCGAAUGGGCCUGAUAUCCUCACCGACGUAAACCUCAAGUUCAAGGCGGGUGAACGCGUGGCCGUGGUAGGACGAACAGGGUCGGGCAAGAGCACGCUGGUCCUCUCCCUGCUGCGCUUCACACAUGUCGUCUCUGGGGAGAUUCUGUAUGACGGGGUUGAUAUCACCAAGGUCCCUCGACAUCGCCUUCGCGAGAGUCUGACCAUCAUUCCACAAGAAGCUGUCCUGUUCAACGGUACUGUCGAGUCCAAUCUCGACCCAGGCGGUCAAGUUCCCAAGGAGGUGCUUGACAAGGCCCUCGACAACUGCAAGGGAAUAGCGUCCUUUUCUCCGCAUGCCUCGGAUGACAGCGACAACGAGGAAAAUGCUGCCGAUGACGAGGAUCAUAGUGCUGUGACACUUGGAACCAUCGUGGACGCCAAGGGCGAGAAUUUCUCGCAUGGUCAACGACAGGUGCUCUCGCUGUGCCGGGCACUCAUUCGUCAGAGCAAGCUGAUGCUUCUAGACGAAGCGACAGCCAGCAUGGACUACGAGACGGAUAGAGGCAUCCAGAGCGUCCUGCGAAGGGAGCUGGAAGCCGAAGGCGGAGACCGCACGCUGGUGACAAUUGCCCAUCGCCUGCGUACCAUUAUUGACUAUGACACUGUCGUCGUCAUGAGUGCUGGACGUGUACUUGAGUGCGGUUCUCCCCGAGACUUGUACAAUGCUCGAGGUCAAUUUUACGACAUGGUAUAUCACAGUGGCGAGAUGGAGGAUUUGCGAGAACUUUUGGACGCGUAA